This is a messenger RNA of Guillardia theta CCMP2712, 651 nucleotides long. RefSeq lists its product as hypothetical. Gene Ontology annotation, molecular function: DNA-binding transcription factor activity. The record is from RefSeq and is a predicted model, not a curated record. The transcript has a single exon. The coding region runs from base 1 to 651 and encodes 216 amino acids. NCBI's taxonomy places the organism in Eukaryota, Cryptophyceae, Pyrenomonadales, Geminigeraceae.
AUGCAGCUCGAUGAGGUCAAGAUCGUCCCCCGCCCAAGAAAACACACCUCCCCAGCAACCCUCCAGCGAGAGGUCACCCUCGACGCUCAGCUUCUGCAGGGCCUCUUCCACGUCCGGCAAGAGGAGGCAGCCGAGCAGCUCGGGGUGUGCCUGACGAGCUUCAAGGCUGCGUGCCGGAGGCUCGGGAUCCAGCGCUGGCCGUACACCAAGGGCAUGAGUCAGCGCAACGGCAGACCCGGCGUACCAUCCCGCGAGUCUCAGACAGGCUCAGAGUCAGCAUCAUCGCCAUCGCCUUCAUCAGCCUCGUCGGAUCCACUCGCAGACAGCAGCGCCUACUGGUCUCACGCCAACAGAUCGAGCUCAGGCGCAGGGACACCAGGUUGGUUGCUCGGCCAGGUCUCAGCACCACGACACGGAGAACAUGACCAUGCAGACGCGGAGAGCUUGCCAGAAGCUGCUGUGAGAGAGGGAGGAGGUGAGGGAUGGAGGGAGGAUGAGGCGGUACUGGGGCACGGGGACACGGCGUGGCUGGCUUGGUACAUGGAAGCGACGGACUCAGAUCCAGUGGUUUGGAACUUUGCCAUCAAUGAUGCUUACUUGCAGACACCUUUACACAAAGCUAGAAAUGACAUGUAUGAUUACUUGAUGUAA